Molecule: messenger RNA, 155 nt
Organism: Aaosphaeria arxii CBS 175.79
Lineage: Eukaryota; Fungi; Ascomycota; Dothideomycetes; Pleosporales
Exons: 1
Source: RefSeq, a predicted model, not a curated record
AUGGCUUUUCUCAACAGAGGGAGAACCAACCCCGGAUGUUGGCUUUCUCCAGACAGCUCAACAAUUAUGCGAGUGAGGACAUGCAGACCUCCUCCUUGUACUACUGCCGCGCUAACUGCGUGUAUGUCUAUGCAUGAGGUGAGGUACUCCGACUG